GGAUAUCAGCAUUGUUAGGGGAAGUUUAGUCCUGAAGAUUCAGAAAUUCUCUUAAAAACAGUUUGGCAGGUUGGAUUUUAGAUAGGACAGCGAAUAACUUUCCCAAACGGGUGACGCACGAUUGAGCGCGCGCGCGACUGGAGCUUGUGAGAACUGAGGACAUUGAGCAUGCAGUAAUAGGACACUGAAGAGAGUUCAUGGAGGGUGCAAAUCAUCUACAGCAUUUGAACACAUUGAGAUGUUUGUUGUUGUUCCUUGCAGUCCUUAUCCUUACGACAUAUGUGAACGCAGGAGUUAAGAAGUACGACGGGCCAUGUGGAGGCAGAGAUUGCAGCGGAGGAUGUCAGUGUUUUCCUGAGAAGGGUGCGAGGGGUGUGCCUGGUCCCCUCGGUCCACAGGGCCCCACGGGGCCUCAAGGGCGCCCAGGAGACAGAGGCCUGCAGGGCCCUAAAGGAGAGAAAGGAGACCAUGGCAGAGGAGGUAUUAUGGGUCUGAAAGGAAGUGUGGGAAUGCAAGGUGUUCCAGGGUUUGAUGGAGCAGAUGGUGUUCCGGGUCAUCCUGGUCCAGCUGGUUCUCGUGGAAAACCAGGAGCUGAUGGUUGUAACGGAACUCGCGGAGAUUCUGGAAAUCCAGGAUUUGCAGGAUUCGGUGGCAGCCCUGGAAGACCAGGCCACCACGGUAUAAAGGGAGAGAAGGGAGACCCCUUGGAUGUUUGGGUCUAUAUGGAAAGAUUCCGGGGAGAUAGAGGACCUAAAGGCUUGCCAGGAAUAUAUGGACCAGAGGGAGAUCAAGGUCAACCAGGUCUACAAGGAUUUCAAGGUCCUUCGGGCCCUCCUGGUAAUGAUGGCAUAAAAGGACAAAAGGGUGAAAGCACUAGAAGAUUAAAAGGAGUCAAAGGCGAACAGGGUGAUGUUGGAGAACCAGGCCUACCAGGACCUCAUUCUCAAAUCCGCCCACCUCCAGACUCUCACGGUCCAAAAGGCGAAAAAGGUUUUCAAGGUGAAAAAGGAUCUUUGAAAUAUGAUUUCACCAAAGGAGAGGAGGGUGUGUCAGGGUUUCCAGGGCCACGGGGAUCUCCAGGAUCAAAUGGCUGGCCAGGACCCAAGGGUGAUAAAGGACACCAAGGUUUCCCAGGAAAUUCUGGCCGCAAGGGGGACAGAGGUGAACCUGGAGAGUCGAUAUACCCAGAAGAUCCAUUUGAUGAAGCCCUAGUGGGUCCUCGAGGACCGGAUGGAGAGCGUGGUCCAAUAGGAAAUCAAGGUCUUAAGGGAGAAAUAGGACAGCAAGGUCCACCUGGACCUCCUGCCUCUGACGGCCAAUCAGAGGCUUUUUGGGGCCCAGAGGGACCAAAAGGACAGAAGGGAUUCAAGGGUGAAGCUGGAGAAACUGGUAAUCCUGCCACUGAGCCUGGACCUAAAGGCUUUGGUGGGCAGCAAGGACCCAGUGGACCACCGGGACCCAAGGGGUCAUUGCCAGAAUCUUUCAAAGGGGCAAAAGGACCACGCGGACGUCCGGGAAGUGCAGGGAAAAAGGGACCGAAGGGUGACCAUGGUGCAUGUAACUGCAGUUCACAAGCCAUGCCUGGACCUCCGGGCCCUCCUGGUGAAAUUGGUGAUUUUGGCAUGGUGGGCGAGUGGGGUCAACAAGGGGACCAGGGAGAUUUUGGACCUAGAGGCAAAGAUGGUGUCCCUGGUCGUCCUGGUGCUCGAGGAUUACCUGGACCCAAAGGAAGAAAAGGAGAAUUGUUUGUAGUUAAAGAGAAAGGAUUACCCGGUGACCCCGGGGACCCAGGUCUCAGUGGUCACCCAGGAGAGCCUGGCAUACCUGGACCUACUGGACAAGAUGGUAACCCUGGUAUUCGAGGACUUCAAGGAGAAGGUCCAGUAGGUGAGCCUGGAGACAAGGGCUACCCAGGUCAGCCAGGUUUUCCAGGUGCGACAGGCCUAAUAGGAGAACCUGGUCAAGUUCUUGGAGCACCCAAAGGUGUAAAAGGCCUUCCUGGAGAUGAAGGAAGAAUUGGCUUUGACGGAAAUCCAGGAUUGCCUGGUGCAGCAGGAGACUGUAGUUCAAGAGAAGGUGGGCAGUGGGAUAUUUCAGAUUGUAUUGGAGAUCCUGGGCUACCUGGAGAAAGAGGGCCUCCUGGUCUUCCAGGAUACGAUGGAUUUACUGGAGUACCAGGUUUAAAAGGUACUAAAGGUCUUUCUGGAGAACUUGGAGUCAAAGGAGAGACAGGUGAACCAGGAAAAGGAGGCCCUCCUGGAAUAAUGGGUUUUGCAGGACCUCGUGGUGAUUACGGAUAUCCAGGGCUUAAAGGUGUAGAAGGAACUCCAGGCCUCCCUGGUACACCAGGUUCUAGUGGUGCUCCUGGUGAAAAGGGUGAACAUGGUGAAGUUUUAGGAGCUUCUGCUGGAGCUCCCGGAGAACCAGGACUGCCAGGACAGAGGGGUGAUUUUGGUUUACCCGGAGAUCCAGGCCCAAAAGGACACUCGGGUAUGGAUGGAAUGCCGGGUAUCAUCGGCCUCAAGGGUGAAACCGGCCCUUCAGGUCUUCCUGGAGAGAUAGGACGACCUGGACCCGCAGGGAUAUUUGGAUAUCCGGGGAAUGCCGGUGAAAGAGGACCUCCUGGACCACCUGGAAACGUUGGACCGCCAGGUCUGAGUGGAGCAAGCGGAGAUCAGGGUGAACCCGGUCUUCCUGGGGCCAGGGGAUUUAAGGGAAUUCCUGGAGAACCUGGGAAUCCUGGUGUGACGGGAAACAUUGGCCAACCGGGAGAUCCAGGACAAGAGGGCUCCCCUGGUUUUCAUGGACAACCAGGGCUCAGAGGUGUCAAAGGGGGUCAAGGCAUGACUGGCUUCCCAGGAAUGGGAGGUGUGAUUGGUGAAAAAGGAUAUGGAGGGUUGAAAGGAGAAAAAGGCCUUCCAGGUGAAAAAGGACCUCCGGGUUUUGAAGGUGUAAAAGGCCUUAAAGGUGACAGAGGUCUGACGGGCCCUCCAGGUGAAAAGCCAAUUAUAAUUAUAACACCACAUAUGAAAGAAGUCAUGAAGGGGACUAAAGGUGAACCCGGAACGAUGGGAGAAGCUGGCUUCACUGGACCCAGAGGCACGAAAGGUUCUCUAGGUUAUCCAGGAAAACAGGGCUGGGAUGGAUUUCCAGGUAAGCCAAGUGAUGUAAAAGGUGCUGCGGGUUCUCCUGGAGAAAAAGGAAAAACAGGGCUUAAGGGAAUGCCAGGGGUUACAGGACUCCCUGGAAUUGAUGGUUUUCCUGGAAUGGUUGGACCCACGGGUGAGAAAGGCUCGCCUGGUGCAUAUGGACCAUCGGGAGAUCCUGGUAUCAAGGGAAUUAAAGGUGAUUCGGGUCCUACAAUCAAUCUCCCAGGAGCAACAGGUUUAAGAGGUGAAACUGGGCUACCUGGACCUUUAGGUGAGAAGGGACUCAUAGGUCUACCUGGAGAAAGAGGAAGCCCUGGUUUUGAUGGUAUUCAUGGCAUGAAAGGGUAUUCUGGUGAACCUGGAAGAGAAGGAUUACCAGGCUCUGAUGGGUCUCGGGGUUCCCCAGGACACCAGGGUACUAAGGGCUGGCCAGGUGUACCAGGAGAGCCAGGAACACCGGGAAUCCAAGGCCACCCUGGACAAAAAGGUUAUCCCGGCCUUAAAGGAAUUUUUGGUUUAGAUGGCCUGAAAGGCCACAAGGGUGCCCCAGGUUCCCCAGGUAUUAACUUCAGGGGGCCUACAGGUGAACCAGGGCUAAAAGGAGAGAUAGGAGAGACUGGUAUUCCCAGCACGGAGGUUGGCAUCCCAGGACCUUCGGGUUUCAAAGGUGUCGUCGGAGAUCCAGGUAAUAAGGGUGAAUCUGGGGAGCCAGGUGUACAGGGUCAACCAGGAGAACCAGGAUUCUCUGAUAUAAAAGGAAGUCCAGGUGACCCUGGCUUUCGCGGCAUAAAGGGAAUUCAAGGUUUUCCUGGACCCCGAGGGAUCCCGGGUAGGGAUUUUCCAACUGGAGAUAAAGGAGAAAAAGGAAAUACAGGUGAAUUUGGAUUAACUGGAGAAAGGGGACCCCAUGGUGACAGAGGAGAAAGAGGACCAGGAGGAGAUCCUGGAGUGUCUGGAAGAAAAGGUGUUAAAGGGGAACAAGGAAUGAUGGGAUAUCCAGGUACACAUGGUUUUCAAGGUGACAUGGGACCUUCUGGACCUAAAGGAGACACUGGACCCCCAGGCACUCCUGGCUUACCUGGUGCUAAAGGACGUCCUCCACUUCCAGAGAAAUUACCAGGUGAAAGAGGACCACCAGGUCCAAUUGGUAUUCAAGGACCAGGUGGACGGCGUGGAAAUAUAGGCCCUGAUGGGCCUCCUGGUGACCCAGGUUUCACGGGUCCAAAGGGGCACAAGGGCAUGCCAGGUCUCCCUGGAAUACCGGGAACUCCGGGUUUCCGUGGUGAAACUGGACAAGGCGGCUACCCUGGUCUGCAGGGAGAGGAAGGUUUUCGAGGUCAAUCUGGUUUACCUGGUCCUGCUGGAAUGCCUGGGCGCAGUGUUAAUGUCGGUUACCUGCUUGUAAAGCACAGUCAGUCUGAACAGAUUCCUAUGUGCCCUGUGGGCAUGGCCAAAUUAUGGGAUGGAUACAGUCUGCUGUACUUUGAGGGGCAGGAGAAGGCCCACAACCAAGACCUGGGUCUAGCCGGGUCAUGUCUCCCUCGUUUCAACACCAUGCCUUUCCUGUACUGCAAUCCUGGUGACAUAUGCUACUACGCUAGCCGAAAUGACAAAUCCUAUUGGCUGUCCACUACUGCACCAAUUCCUAUGAUGCCCGUGGAAGAGUCUGAGAUUAAACCCUACAUCAGCCGCUGUGCCGUGUGUGAAGCCCCAUCUGUGGCCAUUGCCGUACACAGUCAAGACAUAACUAUCCCACAAUGCCCAGCAGGGUGGAGAAGUCUGUGGAUUGGCUAUUCCUUCCUCAUGCACACGGCAGCUGGAGACGAGGGUGGCGGUCAAUCGCUGGUCUCUCCGGGCUCUUGUCUUGAAGAUUUCCGCACCACUCCCUUCAUCGAAUGUAACGGGGCCAAGGGUACGUGUCACUACUUCGCCAACAAGCAAAGUUUCUGGUUGACGUCCAUCGAUCAGUCCUUCCACACUUCCCCUGCCUCGGAGACGCUCAAAGCCGGGCAGCUCCUCUCGCGCAUCAGCCGAUGCCAAGUGUGUAUGAAGAACCUGUGACCUAUAACCUAUGAACUUUGACGCAUGGGUCGUCACCAUUACGUUACAUUCAUUCCAAACCGUCGAAUGGAAAUCAACAUCGCAAGGUUUCUGAAAUUAUUAUGUGUUAUUUUACAUAUCGCGUAACACAAAGACAUUUUUUCGCUUUCACAUGAAGCCCUAAGAUUUACACUUCACCACUACUGUGUGCCUUAUGACUGAUAUUUAAUUGUAACGGAAGCCAGAGAUGCCUAAUAAGCAUAAACAUUUCAUUUCUCCAAACCUAUUUACUUUUUCUAUGUAUGAAAUGGUGCUUAACUUAUUACCUCAGCAUUAUUACACCUGAUUCUUUGUUAGUAAACAUCAUACAGCUGAACCAAAGAAGCCAAUGCUUAUGCACGACUCUGACCUAUUGAAACUCUUCAUGUGAUCGGUCUCAAUAGAGAACUUUAGGGUUGGGAAUCAAACCUGGGUCUUAUUUAUCGUUUAUGAGCAUUAAAAAAGUGGUUUUGUUAACAUUUGUGAAAGUCACUAGCAUUAAAUCAGGGCUGAUAUCAUGACGUUCAGUCUCUCUAUUUGGUAAGCUGUGCACAUGAAUGAACAGUCUUGCAAAUGUGUGCAUUUUAAGGGUGGUCUUCAAAGGGACACUCCACUUUUUUUAAAUAGGCUUAUUUUCCAGCUCCCCUAGAGUUAAAGGAAUAGUCUACUCAUUUUCAAUAUUAAAAUAUGUUAUUACCUUAACUAAGAAUUGUUGAUACAUCCCUCUAUCAUCUGUGUGCGUGCACGUAAGCGCUGGAGCGUGCUGCGACGCUUCGAUAGCAUUUAGCUUAGCCCCAUUCAUUCAAUGGUACCAAACAGAGAUAAAGUUAGAAGUGACCAAACACAUCAACGUUUUUCCUAUUUAAGACGAGUAGUUAUACGAGCAAGUUUGGUGGUACAAAAUAAAACGUAGCGCUUUUCUAAGCGGAUUUAAAAGAGGAACUAUAUUUUAUGGCGUAAUAGCACUUUUGGGAGUACUUCGACUCGGCGCAGUAACACCCUCCCUCUCCCAUUAUGAGAGGGAGAAGGGGAGCGGACUUUUUAGGCGAGUCGAAGUACUCCCAAAAGUUGAUAUGCCCAAACUCCUAUUACGCCAUAAAAUAUAGUUCCUCUUUUAAAUCCGC
Messenger RNA from Misgurnus anguillicaudatus (oriental weatherfish), 6352 nucleotides. NCBI's taxonomy places the organism in Eukaryota, Metazoa, Chordata, Actinopteri, Cypriniformes, Cobitidae. The record is from RefSeq and is a predicted model, not a curated record.